ACUUUAAUUUCUUUAUUUUCUCUCCUUCAAGAAAGUAAACUCAAAAUCAAUGGCUCCAAGAAUCAGACCCGUCGGAAGUUACGCCACUCAGGAAAAAUACUCUAUCAAUUUCUUUGGAGAAGAGUUAAUCGUCACCGUAACGCCGGAUCCCUCCGUCAUCGGCCAAUGGAUCCACGACGUCCUCUCCAACAACCGCUUCUCCUCUCACCCCCUCGUCGUUGGAGUCGGCGUUCAGUGGACACCGCCUGGUUACUACUCCGAUUCUCCACCAGUUAAUCAUUACUCCGAUUCUUCAUCAGGUGGUUACUACGAUCCUCCGGCGGAUACACUCCAGCUAUGCGUUGGUAAUCGAUGUAUCAUCAUCCAGCUCUCUCACUGUGACCGCGUCCCCAGGGUCCUUCACUAUUUCCUUGCGAAUCCAGAUUACACGUUUGUCGGUGUCUGGAAUAGUCAAGACGCGAGGAAGCUAGAGCGAUCUAGACAUCAGUUAGAGAUUGAUGAUCUUCUGGAUUUGAGGAAGUACGUUGAAGAUUCGAGAGGAAGGAGGAGCCUGGUGCGUUGUUCAUUUGAGGUGAUUGUUGAGGAAUGUUUGGGUUAUCGAGGAGUGAGGCUAGAUCGAGAGAUAAGCAUGAGCGAUUGGAGUGCGUACGACCUUUGUGACGAUCAGAUUCUUCAGGCGUCCAUAGAUGUUCAUGUUUGCUUCAAGCUUGGUGUUAAGUAUCGUCUAUGGAAAGUUUGAGAAAACAACAUGUUUAUAAGAUCAGAGAUGGAUUAAAGGAAUGUAAUGUUG
Messenger RNA from Arabidopsis arenosa, 790 nucleotides. NCBI's taxonomy places the organism in Eukaryota, Viridiplantae, Streptophyta, Magnoliopsida, Brassicales, Brassicaceae. The record is from the annotation of a GenBank genome assembly.